CACGACUUGUCAACCUACAAAUGCAAGGACGCUUUAAUCACAUAACAAAAUAUAGCUCAGCUUCUAUGUGUACAAUAAUAAUUGUGCCGUUAAAAUGAGUGAAAAAUUAAAAGAACUCCGCGAAAGAUCUCAAAAACGAAAAAAGUUAUUGGCCCAAACGUUAGGUGUAUCAAGCGUCAGCGAACUUCGACAAGCUUUAGGAGCAUCUUUAGAUGUCCUGCCAAAGAAGCAAGCUACUACAGAAUUCAGUCCAGAUGGAAAUGAUAAGCCGGUGCAAAAAGAACCUGAUAGCCUUGUCUAUACGGAUUCCUCUACGUUUUUGAAGGGCACACAGUCAUCAAAUCCACACAAUGAUUAUUGCCAGCACUUUGUUGACACAGGACAGCGGCCACAGAAUUUUAUCCGAGAUGUAGGCUUAGCGGAUAGGUUUGAGGAGUAUCCCAAACUAAGAGAACUAAUAAAAUUGAAAGAUGAAUUGAUAGCGAGAACUGCAACACCUCCUAUGUACUUAAAAUGUGACCUUAAAACCUUCGACCUCAAGUCAAUGGGUAGCAAGUUUGACGUGGUUCUGGUGGAGCCCCCCCUGGGCGCCGGUUGGCGCUGGCGGGACGUGCUGGCGUUGGAACUGCAUCACAUCGCACAGCCAAGAUCUUUUGUUUUCCUAUGGUGUGGAAGCUCAGAAGGUCUUGAUAUGGGCAGAGAGUGUUUAAAAAAGUGGGGAUUCCGUCGCUGUGAAGACAUCUGUUGGAUAAAGACUAACAUCAAGAACCCUGGACACUCGAAGAACCUCGAACACAAUGCAGUGUUCCAGAGGACCAAGGAACAUUGUCUGAUGGGAAUCAAAGGGACAGUGAGAAGAUCAGUGGACGGUGACUUCAUACACGCCAAUGUCGACAUCGAUUUGAUUAUAUCGGAGGAUCCUGAAUUUGGGAGCACGGAGAAACCAAUCGAGAUAUUUCAUAUCAUGGAGCACUUUUGUUUAGGACGGAGAAGAGUACAUCUCUUUGGUCGCGAUUCCACCAUCCGUCCAGGCUGGGUGACCAUUGGACAUGAACUCACCAACUCAAACUUCAAUGCUGAACUGUAUGCUUCAUACUUCACUGAGGGUCGAGAAACGACAGGUUGCACAGAGAGGAUAGAGGCCUUGAGACCCAAAAGCCCUCCGAAUACCAGUAAAGGUUCGAGGCCCAGAGGGCGUGGUGGGUUUAGAGGCAGAGGUCGAGGAAGAGGCGCCAUUUAGCAGUCCCAUACGUUCCUUACCAAUCGCUUGAACUUAGACUUUGAUUGUGGUACGAUAGGCUUAAGCAGUGAAAUUAAUAUCUUUUAUUUUUAUAUAAAUAAUAUCUAUGACUGUUUGCCGAAUUUUAUAUAUUAAUUGUAAAUUGCUAACUACUUUGUUUAAUGUUAAAAUAUUUGUGAAUUGUUACUUUUUAAUAGAAAAACAAUAAAAGUAUAUUGUAAUAUACACAUUAUCAACUGCAAAGUACAUUUUUGACGACUAUUAAAAUAUGAAAUAUUAUAAUCCAAUUAAAUUAUCUAUGGUUAAAAUGAUAUAUGGCCGUAGACCGUUACACUGUAUACCAACUCAAGAUAUCUGUAUAAUUGAAUAUUUU
This is a messenger RNA of Nymphalis io (European peacock), 1613 nucleotides long. RefSeq names its product N6-adenosine-methyltransferase non-catalytic subunit (gene Mettl14). Gene Ontology annotation, cellular component: RNA N6-methyladenosine methyltransferase complex; nucleus. NCBI's taxonomy places the organism in Eukaryota, Metazoa, Arthropoda, Insecta, Lepidoptera, Nymphalidae. Bases 95 to 1240 code for a protein of 381 amino acids. The transcript is spliced from 6 exons. The record is from RefSeq and is a predicted model, not a curated record. Gene Ontology annotation, molecular function: mRNA binding.